This is a messenger RNA of Trichoderma gamsii, 1164 nucleotides long. RefSeq lists its product as hypothetical. Lineage: Eukaryota; Fungi; Ascomycota; Sordariomycetes; Hypocreales; Hypocreaceae. Gene Ontology annotation, molecular function: metalloexopeptidase activity. The coding region runs from base 1 to 1164 and encodes 387 amino acids. The transcript is spliced from 3 exons. Gene Ontology annotation, biological process: proteolysis. The record is from RefSeq and is a predicted model, not a curated record.
AUGAAGUUCUUACAUGUGCUUGUUCUGAUUGCCUUCAUGCUGAUGGCCCUCCGCGUCAUAGCCGGAGAGCCAACGAGGUAUCUCAUCGAAUUAAGCCCUGGCAUACAAAGAUGGGUAACUGAAGAAGAAAAGUGGAAGCUCGGGUUGAGCGGGCAAAGAUUCAUGGAUAUCACCGACGCACAAGAUACGGAUUCAACGAUUGUCCAAAUCCAAAGUCCAUGGGAUGGAGAUUUCCCCGUUACAUUUCCUUCCAAGUGUCUGAUGCAGGACAAAGUCAGACAGUUGGCUGGAAGGCUGUCCAAAGACGCGAUGCGGUUAAACCUUCACAAGUUGAAUGAGUUCUACAACCGUUAUUACAUGUCCGAAUAUGGACGGCUUUCAUCUAGAUGGGUUCUGGAAAGAGUCGAAGAUCUCGUCAAGGAGGCUGGCGCUGACGGUACCGUGACUGUCAUGGCCUUUACUCACUCGUGGCCGCAGAUUUCGACAAUUGCUAGGAUUCAAGGUCGGACAGAUAAUACCAUCAUCAUCGGCGCACACCAGGACUCUAUUACUCCAUAUGAGCUCACACGUCAAAAUGUUUCUGCCAUUGGUCCCGAGGAUGGAAGUGGCGCAGUUACCAUUAUGGAAGUCUUCAGCACCCUGCUCAAUGACAAAGACGUCGUCAGGGGGCUCGCGCAGAACACUGUGGAAUUCCAUUGGUACAGCGGCGAAUCAGCUGGUCUCUUGGGCAGUCAAGAAAUUUUCCGCUCGUAUGUGGAAAAUGGUCGUAAAGUCAAAGGUAUGAUACAACAAGACAUGGUGGGCUACAUCCAAGGAACUUUGAACGCAGGUAAGCCUGAGACGCUCGGUGUCGUCACAGACUACACUCAUUUUGGCCUCAAUACUUUCAUCAGGACAGUCAUUGACGAGUACUGCGAUAUCCCUUGGGUCAUGUUACAGUGCAAUUUUGCUUGUUCUGGCCACCAUUCUGCAGCGCAGGCUGGUUAUCCUUCUGCGCUCGUGACCGAUCUCAGCGAUUCAGCUUUUGAUCGUAAAUAUGAGCAUGCAAAUACUCGUGAUUACAUCAAACUUAUAUCAUACGAUCAUAUGCUUCAGCAUGCAAAACUGACUUUAGGCCUAGUAUAUGAGCUUGCGCAUUUCAAAUUCCCGAAUGUCACAUCUUAG